Molecule: messenger RNA, 3014 nt
Organism: Drosophila serrata
Lineage: Eukaryota; Metazoa; Arthropoda; Insecta; Diptera; Drosophilidae
Gene: Dpp10
Product: Dipeptidyl peptidase 10
Biological process (GO): proteolysis
Cellular component (GO): plasma membrane
Molecular function (GO): dipeptidyl-peptidase activity; serine-type peptidase activity
Source: RefSeq, a predicted model, not a curated record
ACAGAGGAAAUUCUCCAUGCAAAUAAUGCGAUUUGGAUGUCGGACAACGGACAACUGAUGUUGUAUGCCACCUUCAACGAUACGCACGUCCAGGAGCAGCACUUUGCCUGGUAUGGCACGACUGGUUCAUCCGGCGGAGCGGCUGCAGCUGCAGCGGCAGCGGCGGCAACAGGAGGUGGAACUGGCGGUGGAACGGGAGGAAGUGGCGCCUCAGCGGGCAGCAGUAAUCCGCAUGCCAACCUAUACCCGGAAAUCAGGUCCUUACGGUAUCCAAAGCCGGGCACUCAGAAUCCCACAGUGACCUUGCGGGUUGCGGAUCUAAAGGAUCCGCAAAAGGUUCGCAUCACCGACCUGCGACCACCUCAGAUACUAGCUCACGAAGAUCACUACUUUAGCAGCGCCAGUUGGGUAAGUCACUCAAAGAUCGCCGUCGUUUGGCUGAAUCGUCCCCAGAACAUCUCCGUGGUCAGUGUGUGCAAGGCUCCCGCCUUCGAGUGCAUCGAGACCCACCGGGUGAGCGGCGAUGGACGCGGCUGGGUGGACACUGUUGCUGUGCCUCUGUUUGCAGCCAAUGCCAGCCUCUAUGUGGCCAUCUCCCCGCUGCGAGACGGUCUGUUUGGCUAUUUCCGGCACAUCGUGCACGUGGACAUCGACAAUAACAGGGUGCUGCUCACCCAUGGCCCGUACGAGGUGAAUCGAUUGUUGCACUGGGAUCAACUGGAUAAUUGGAUCUACUUCCUUGGCACUCCAGAGCGCCUGCCCUCGCAGCAGCAUCUAUAUCGCGUAUCCGCCCUGCCGGCCCGUCAAGGACAAGCAUUGCAGCCACCAGACUGCCUGACGUGUCCCGCACUGACGCCAAGCCGAGGCUAUGAGGAAGGUCAUACCAAGUCACCACCGAAGCUGGUGACUGCCUGGGACGAUGACUGGGAGGACUCCGAGGAGACAGAAGCUCAGCCACCGCCGCAACCUGCGUUGCCAGUGGAGCAGCAGCGACCGGGAAGGGGUCAAAGUGCUCCUUUGCCACCGCCUCCAAGCGAUUGCCUGUACCAUGAGGCCCAGUUUCCGCCCUCUCGAAGAGCUAAAUAUGUCCUGGUCGAUUGCCUGGGUCCUGUGGUACCCACCUCCAUUAUCUACGGCCUGAAAUUCUCCACUAUUGCCAAGGUGAAGAGGCAGAGCACACAGCAAGAAGAACCUCCCACGGAUGGCGGCGAGCAGAAGAUGUCGGAGGAAUCCAAGUCACAGUUCCUGGAACUCCUGGUCACCGUGCAGAAUAACACUCGGUUAAAGGAGAAAAUGGCCAAGACAGCCAUGCCGCAGGUGAAGACCUUCCCCGUGAUGAUCUCCGGAGGAUAUCAUGCCCAGGUGCGGCUCUACCUUCCGCCUGUUCUGCGCGAGGAUGAGAUCACGCGAUAUCCCACCAUUUUGCACGUUUACUCGGGACCCGGCUCUCAGCUGGUCACCGAUCGUUGGCAUGUCGAUUGGAACACCUAUCUGGCGGGCAGCAAGGACUAUAUUGUGGUGGAAAUCGAUGGACGAGGAUCCGCGGGACAGGGUUACCAGCUACUCCAUGAGGUCUACAAGCGCUUGGGCAGCGUUGAGGUGUCCGAUCAAUUGGAGGUCAGUGAGUACCUCAGGGAUAACCUGCACUUUAUCGACUCUCGAAGGAUGGGAGUCUGGGGAUGGAGUUAUGGCGGAUACACAGCUGCAUUGGCCCUGGCUGGCCAACAGUCGAUAUUCCAGUGCGGAAUAAGUGUGUCACCGGUGACCAAUUGGAAGCUAUAUGAUUCCACCUAUGCCGAACGCUAUCUGAGCUUCCCCAAUGUGACGGAUAACUACAAGGGUUACGAGGAGAGCGAUCUGUCCAAGUAUGUGGAUAAUCUAAGGGAUCGCCAGUUCCUGCUCGUCCAUGGCACUGCCGAUGACAACGUACAUGUGCAGCAAUCUAUGGUACUGGCCAGAUCACUGACCAGCAAGGGAGUCCUCUAUAAGCAACAGAUAUAUCCGGAUGAGGGUCAUAGUUUAUCGGGGGUCAAGCGACAUUUGUACCGCUCGAUGACUGCCUUUUUCGAGGAUUGCUUCAAGAAACUGGUGCCACCGGAAACGAAAGCUGGCCUGGGGAGUGGCGGUGAUAUGCAGCAGCAAUAAGCAUAAAUUAUGGAAUCACCAACAAAUAUAACUAAAAACAGCAUAUUUCUGAUAGGAAACGGAAAAAAAGUAUAAAAUGUCGCUAACUUCAACUGGAACGUGCGAACGAAAUGGUUUUGUGAAUUGCAUUAAAUGUGAUUUAUCAUCGGCACACCCACAAUAACAACAACACACACACAGGAAAAGAAAAAUGUUAAAUGGCAACAACAAGCAACUAAGUUAAAUGGCAUUUGGUGUAAAAUUAAUAAGCAAAACAGCAACAGAAGCAGCGGCAGCAGCAGGAGCCGCAGUGCGAAACGAAAUGCCAACUAAGUGUGGACAAAAAGCAGCAUAAACAAAUAAAUGUACGUAUGUAUAUGUAUAUGUGUAUGUGUGCAGACGAAAGCGAACAAAAUCAACAUGGUUGUGAAAACAUAACUCACACAGGCACAAACAUACACACACACACAAGCACAACGACAGCGAGAGAGAAAAGGCAGAGGGAAUAAGAGAGAGCGCGCGUGAGAGCGCGCACAAAGGUAGGCAAUAAAAAUUUACACAUGCGGCUUUUCUCCGCCGACAGGUGUGACAUUUUCAAUACUCUCGUAAAAAGGUUUUACAACUUCAGCAAAGACUUUGCUACCACCAGUCCUUUCUAGGCAAUAUCCCUUUAAUUUCAUAUUUUUUCUACUUUGUUUUCAAUGAGCCUUUAAAGCUAAAGCAAAGCUGAGUAUUAUUUUACAAAUUUCUUUUUAAUUAAAUUCAGGAAUGUUUAUAUUGUACCACUAGAGUAUUCCAGACUUCGACUGUUCCGUAUUCAACUUAUUCCCUCUCACAUUUUUUUCCAUAUCGUUAUAAUUUAUGCAUUUUUUGCAUAAAUUUCCAAUGAA